Molecule: messenger RNA, 3626 nt
Organism: Chrysemys picta bellii (western painted turtle)
Lineage: Eukaryota; Metazoa; Chordata; Testudines; Emydidae
Gene: CATSPER4
Product: cation channel sperm associated 4
Biological process (GO): flagellated sperm motility; transmembrane transport; sodium ion transport
Cellular component (GO): CatSper complex; membrane; acrosomal vesicle
Molecular function (GO): voltage-gated calcium channel activity; calcium-activated cation channel activity
Source: RefSeq, a predicted model, not a curated record
GUGCUCUCCCUGCUUUCCUGCACUCCCAUCAUUGGCUUGAUGUAUCCCCCUAGAGUGUAAGAUCUUUGGGGCAGGGACCGUCUUUCUGCCACGUGUCUGUACAACUUCCCAGCAUCACGGGCCCUGAUCCCGCUAUCCCCAGCAUUGCCAGCUCUUGUGAUUUUUUUUCCCCCUCUGCGAGACUCUCGAUAGUUGCUCUUUUGAUUAAAACCUUAGUUCCCGGAUGCAAAGUUACGACACCGCCAGGAACUGCCUCCUGUGCCGUCCUCUAGCUGCCACAGAUCUACUGCCGUCGAUAUCCGCCACCUGUAUCAAUCUUGUAACCACGGUUACGUGGGCAAAGACAAUUAAUUGCCCCUUCAGUAUGCAGCUGCGGGUCUUGUUAACGCAGCCGCGGCAGGGGAGGAAUUAGAUAUAAUUAUAUGCCUGGGUGGCGUCCCAGCUGCAGUGGGGGGGGGGGGGGACCUGCCGGAGCUAGCAGUCUGUCGGCAUUUCCCGGCUUGUCGGGGAUCAAACGUUGUCUGAAACAUCUUUACCCUGGGCUGAAACUGGGGCAGCGUGGCUGUGUGGGGAGACCGGCUUCCUGGGGGAGCUGCAGCCACACCCGGGGGAGGCACAAGCUCGGACCAGGGGGCAGAGCAGUGAGUGGAAAGGAUAUUGGGUAGGUUUGGCCAACCCAAAAUCUACCAGAGCCUGACCCAAAGCACUUGGGAGUGAAUAAGGAUCAUUCCAUUGACCUGCAUGGAGCAGGCCCAUACGGAGGAGUUGAGACUUGGGGAUGGGGGUUCCCUUGUUGUUUGAGUCGGUUUAGGGCAGGUGAAAGGAGCUGGUUUGAAACCCCCCUGGCCCACGGCCUUUGUGAUUCCACAGCUUAGGUUAGACAAGAGCUAGUGUGACUCAGCCCUGCCCUCUAGAGGGGAGAGGAAGGAGUUCGAUCGCCAAACCCGUUCAGGCCAUCUGCUGGGACUGCCAACAGGCCGGCAAAAUCGAUGCUAACGAUGUGGAUGUCGUGUCUACUGGGAUCCCGACUGAGACCCACCAAACUCAUUUCACACAGGCCGCCGAUCCAUCAGCAAAGAGCGAAAUCUUUCCUUGGGUUGGCUUUGACUCAGUGAUCAGGAUAACUGGGACGUGGAGGAGUUUGUCUCAAAGGUGUGCAUGGGCAGGUUUCUCAACCAUCCCGCCUUUAAAAUCACGCUGGCCGCGCUCAUCAUCGGCAACGCGCUCAUCAUCGCUAGCCGGACCGAGACGAAGGUCGAAGAGAAAUACUACGGGUUGUUCUCUGCCAUAGAUAACGUUGUCUUGACUGUCCUUACCUGUGAGGUGCUUCUCAACUGGUACUAUGGAUUCCGGAUGUACUGGAAGGACGGUUGGAACGUCGUCAAUUUUUUUAUCGUGGCAUAUCUCUGCGUGGGGCCUUUCAUCCCUGUGCUGAACAACCAAAAAAUUUUCUGGGUCCUCAGGGUGAUGAGGCUGAUGCAGGUCUGCACGCUGGUCAACGGGUUGGCCAGGAUGAUCCGGGUGAUCCUACAGUCCAUCCCAGACAUGGCCAAUAUCAUGGCCCUGCUCUUUGUCAUCAUGCUGGUCUUUUCAGUGUUUGGAGUGACACUCUUUGGAAAUCUGGUCCCGAUGCACUUUGGAAAUCUAGGGGCAUCUUUGUAUUCGCUCUUCAUCUGCCUCACGCAGGACGGAUGGAUGAACAUAUAUAAGAUCUUUGAGGAAGAGGGGAUCGCCCUGAAAAUAGGGGGUAGCCUUUACUUUUUCAUCUUCAUCACGGGCGGGGCCUUUAUCUGCACCAACCUGCUGGUGGCCGUGGUGACGUCAAACCUGGAGCAGACAAUGCUCGCCUACGCUGAGGAGAAGCAGAAAAGAGACCAGCUCCUCCACCCCGACAAGUUCGUGGACCGGGAGUUCGAUGUUGGGGAUGACAACUCAUCUCCGGAGCUGAACUUGGUGCAUUUGAAAGCAGUGAUGCAGGAUACUCCCAUGACGCAUCACCAGAUGCCGCUGAUCUCCGGCAACCUGGGCAACCUGACUGAAGCUACCUGUGACGAUUUCUGUCUCAUCUUGGAAGGGAUUCAAGAGAACCUGAAACGAUACAAAGAGAUCCGGGAUGAGCUUAGCACAAUAGUCAAGGAGGUGAGGUCCAUCGCGUUCAAUAAAGAACAGGAGGAGGAGAGGGUGCUGCGAAACAUCCAGAACACCAACAUCUCUGACGGCCUGCUUAGCAACGAGGUGGCUGCUGGCAGGUCUGGAGAUAUCCUGUCCACGCUGAUGACUCUGGAGAAGGCGAACAUGAUUGACCCACAGGAUGUCACGUCAUCAGGGUACCACAAGGGGGCAGUGAAAAUGGCCUUCUUGAAAGCCCGACGCCAGUCUCUUCUUAACCAGUCAGUCCCUCCUUAGCCAUGCCGGAGCGGGACCAUGGAGCUGUGAGUGGGAAUCUUCCCCUGGACCGUGCAACCGUGGAGCUGCGGCGUAAAUGCUUCCUUUGUAACAGAGGCGGAUUUAUUUGCUUGGCUGAGGAGACGCUUCUGUCUUUGGGAUGCCGAGGAGCGAGUGUGGACGCGGGGUCGGAGCUCCAAGGAGCACGCGCCAUGAAAUACCAGCUUCUAGACGGACAAAGCCAGACCUGGAGGAGUGGCAGGAGACAGGGGUGGCUUGGAUUAAUGCCAAGGCUGUCAUGUUUGCUGUGUGCAUUGGGAUGACUUGGAUAUGGCCUGGACUGUCUCGUGGAUGGAGAGCAUGUCAGAGUAUUCAUGGUUUGGUGCCUCCAAAGCACAAAGCAAAGAACAUCAGGGAAAUAAGAGUUGCUGCACAGCCCGCGCCUGUGGUCAGAGCAUCGGCUCCCACCCUCUGUCCCAGCGCCCCUGGGCAUGUGUCUGUGUAAGUCUCAGGGGAAAUCACCUUUGGGUACCUUUGCACAGGUGAGAACAGAGCUGUCCAGGUGGUAAGAGCAGGGAUGCAGGAUGAAGCACUGGGUGUUCAUGCUUGUGCCCAUAAAAGGGGCUUCUCUUGCAGCGUCAGGAGCAGAUGCAAUGUCUAAAUCUGGAAAAUGUGUGGUGGAGCAGAAGAUGUGUCCAUCACGUUGUCCUGGCUGAUGCCUCCUUGAGACUCUACCGACAGGCAGCUACCUGGAAGUCCAGGACUAGUUGCACAGGCCCUGCCCUGUGCAGUGAGUGGAAAAAGGCUGAUGACAUUAUUUCCCAUUUUUAAUACCCAUUAUCAAGUUCUGGACCAUGUUCCCUACCUUGGCUGCUCAUGACGGUGAGGGACACAAUCCAGUGAGGUGCUGACGUGUCUCCUGGAUGGGAUCGUUUGACUUCCCAAAGCCAGGAGGUGCUCCGUCUCACCUCUGCGUUUCCCACCCAGCGCUCUCCAGACUCCAAGUGCAGAAGGCAAUUGCUGUGCUUCAGCUGUAUCUGAUCCCAUGUUCGUUGGACUCCAGCACUCCUGUAGCCUCGCAUUAAAAUGAGCAGUGUCGGGGGAAAGCAGCUGUAGCGGAUGCCAGCGUAUUUGAGACUAAUACUCGUCAAGAAAUACGUGGCUUGUGUCGAUCAGCUGUGACGCUUGUGCUGGUCUCGGAUGAAUGAUCAUAAUAAAGAGCAUUGAGCUGUGCUUCUGAA